Messenger RNA from Pelobates fuscus (common spadefoot toad), 2364 nucleotides. It is a transcript of the gene MBIP, whose product is annotated as MAP3K12 binding inhibitory protein 1. NCBI's taxonomy places the organism in Eukaryota, Metazoa, Chordata, Amphibia, Anura, Pelobatidae. The transcript is spliced from 9 exons. The coding region runs from base 38 to 1057 and encodes 339 amino acids. The record is from RefSeq and is a predicted model, not a curated record.
GGGCCUAGCGCAGUGUUGUGAGCCUGGCCCGAGAAUCAUGGCCGAAGUUGAGAAGCGGGAAUCGGGAGGGAUGAAACCGGGGUCUCACCGUCCGCAGGCUUGGUCGGAGCUACUGAAAGACAUCCUGGGAGAGUUCGAGCGCUGUGUCGGGAAGCUUACAUUGAACGAUGAUGCUGUGAAUUUUAGCAUUAACUGGGAAAACCUUCAGGGCCGGCAGGAUUUGAAGCCAUCAAUCCUUUGCUCUGCUCUUCAACAGCACAUCACAGAUUUGCAACCACUUGUAGAUAAAUUAAAAACCCUUGUGGAUGUGGAAAGUAAGAAGACUGCUGAAGUGGAAACCAUAGGAGAGCUAUCCCUCGAAUCCAGUGCUAUGGACCAUAAAUCCGAAAGUUUGGAGAGCUCUGGAAAGACCGUGUCAAAACCUAGUCCAAUUAAUAGAAACAGCAGCAGUUUAUCUGAUCCUUCAGUCGUCCAGAUAAAGGCAAAAAAAUCAGAAAUCGACAGAAGAAUAUUGGCAUUCAUCGAGAGAAAGCAAGCAGAGAUCAAUGAAAACAACGUCCGGGAGUUCUGCAAUGUUAUUGAUUGUAAUCAAGAGAACAGCUGUGCCAGAACAGAUGCAGUUUUUACCCCAUACCCUGGAUUCAAGAGUCACAUUAAAGUCUCCAGGGUUGUAAAUACAUACGGACCUCAAACCAGAAACGAUGGUACAACAGGUUCCAGCUCAAGAACGAAUCCACUUCAGCAUGAAUGCAGUAAUCAAGCUGUGGAUGAAAGACUUCAGAAUAUUGAAUGCCACCUACGAUUAAAGCCUGGGGGUCCAGUGCCAACAGAUAUUUAUCAGAGGAUUAAAAAGCUAGAGGACAAAAUCCUGGAGUUAGAAGGCAUUUCACCAGAGUACUUUCAGUCUAUGGAUGUCCCUAAUAAAAGGAAAAAGUCUCAGACAGCACAGAAUUAUUCCUUGUCAGAACUUGAUCAGAAGAUUAAUGCAUUGAGGCAUUCUUUACUGCAGAAGAGCAAAAGAGGAAUCGGCUCAGAAGCACACAGUAUACCCUCAUGACCAUUGCAACAAAUCUUGUUUGAUAGGCAAUAGCUCAGAUAUAAAAAUCUGGUUAAACAAUUCAGAUUGUUAUUAUAAGUACUUUAUUAUGUCUGUGCUUCAAUAUAACAAGUCAAGUUAUAUAUUGAUACCAACCAUUGAACUAAAGGACGAUCAAUCUAUGGCUUUCCUGCUAUAACUAGACUAGCAAUCAUUCUUGGCCGUCUCAUGCUAGUUACAGAGCAAGGAAAUUGUAAUCACUGACAGUGAGAAAAGCAGCUUGAGGCCAUGGUUGAUGGAGAACCCUGGUAUGAGGUAUAACUAGUGCAGUAUUAAAAUAUCCUUUGUCUUUCUCUCUUCAUCAUGUCUAUAGCCUUUACUUUUCAUUGUUUCUUGAGCUGUAACUGAAGUUGUCCUCUAUCUUUACUGCCAUUUUUUAUUCCAUAUAACGGUGAACUGUGUCGUAUGUAAUCUGUCCUCUCACUAGAGGGAUGACAAAUUAGUCUAGAAAGAAGGUGCUGUCAUUACUCAUAUAAAGGUUGCAAGGACUCCAAACAGCUUAGUGCUCUAAAGCAAUCCUUGAAGUCCUCACAUUUUUGUUAACCUACAGCUCUUGGUUUUUACCCCUAUAGCCACUAAUGCCGAAGCUGUGCAUGUUUGUGCUGAUAACAUACUUGGAAACACUAAAACUAAACAGCACCUACCAGUUGUGGAAGGAAUCCGGGUACGCCCAGACUUGUAAACAUUCAGAAGUAAUAAAACAAAUUCCAGCACAUCCUUAUGAAGCAGUGUCCCUCUAUUUAGGUAAACAAAGACUACAUUUUGACUGUUGCAAUAGUCUUUAUCAAGUUUAAUGAAGACUGCUGCAUUUAAAUGUUACACUUGUACACUUUUGGAACCUAAAUAAAGGGACAUUGCUUCAUAAGGAUGUGCUGGGACUACUCACUGGGGAAAGCUGCUUUCCCCUGUAUAAUCAGUAUAUAAUCAGUAAAAAGGACGGCGAAGCACAGGUGAAAAAGUUAAAGGUCGAAGUCACAAAACCAGGUCUGCUUCCUAGUACCGUAAUCACUACAAUAGGCUGUGGUGCUUAUAUUGUCUCCAAUAUGUGAAUCCAUGAAUUUAUACCACGUGUUCUAGUUUCCCUGCUUUGUUUGUAUCUUGUAAAGCUUUGUAAGUUUUAGACCUGCUAUGGAAACCAUGAAGGCUAGACAUUCCAUGUUUUAUAUAUCAUUAGAUGCUUAAUGGUUAGGGUAAGGUAUGUUUUUGCACGUAUUUUUCAAAACCAUGUUAAAAAUUAAAAUAAAUCAUUAAUAAAAAGAAUGUACAUG